AUGGUCGUAGAAGGUGCACGUGACACGAGCGCCGUCGUCGCAGGUCCCUGGCGCGCCACACGCCGGACGCCAUGGUACGUAGCGCCUACUCACGCGCAGGCAUACGGCUUCCUCAAUAAGCAGGGCGCGGCCAGCGCGGGCACCGCGGACGCGGACACGCCGCUCCUGUGCGAGACGUGCCUCGGGCCGAACCCGUACGUCCGCAUGUCGAAGCAGCACCAGGGCAAAGAGUGCAAGGUGUGUGGGCGCCCGUUCACCGUCUUCCGCUGGAACCCCGGGAGCGGCAUGCGCUUUAAAAAGACGGAGAUCUGCACGACGUGUGCCAAGCUCAAGAACGUGUGCCAGUCGUGCAUCCUCGACCUGGAGUACCACCUGCCGACACAGGUGCGUGACGCCGCGCUGGGCACCAGCGUCAAGAUACCCAUGUCGGACAUCAACCGGCAGUACUUUGUGAACCGCAUGGAUGCCCUGCUCGAUGGCACGUCGACCGAGGCAACGACGUCGCUCGUCGGCCCGUCGCGUGCCGGCCACGACCUACUGAAGAAGCUCGCGAACCAUGAGCCGGACUACAAGCGCAACCGGCCGCUCGUGUGCUCGUUCUAUGCGCGCGGCGCCUGCACACGCGGCGAGGCGUGCCCGUACCGGCACGACAUGCCCAGCAGCACGACGAGCACGGUGCAGAGCCGGUACCACGGGCACGACGACGCGGGCGCACGACACAUCCUCAAGAAGGUCGCGGGCGCCAAGCACCUCGAGCCGCCCACCAACCCCGAGAUCAAGUCGCUCUUCUUUUCGGGACUGCCGGACAUGGACGAGGCGCAGCUGCGGGCGUUCCUCGUGGAUAGUGUGGCCGGCCUCGCCGCCAGCGACCUGGCCAAGAUCCAGCGCGUGGGCUCCUCGCCCUCGGCCGCGCCGCGAGCGCUCUCGCGCUCAAAGUGA
Messenger RNA from Malassezia sympodialis ATCC 42132, 939 nucleotides. RefSeq lists its product as uncharacterized. NCBI's taxonomy places the organism in Eukaryota, Fungi, Basidiomycota, Malasseziomycetes, Malasseziales, Malasseziaceae. Bases 1 to 939 code for a protein of 312 amino acids. Gene Ontology annotation, molecular function: metal ion binding; U6 snRNA binding; pre-mRNA binding. The transcript is spliced from 2 exons. Gene Ontology annotation, cellular component: U2-type catalytic step 2 spliceosome; Prp19 complex; U2-type catalytic step 1 spliceosome. The record is from RefSeq and is a predicted model, not a curated record.